GAUGCCUUGAAAAAGAAAGGGAUACAUGAAAGAAUGAGCUGCUGGCGCCAGAUGUGGGAAGUGCUAAUUGUUGGUCUGUAACUAUGAGUUUCGGACGAUGGCUUUGUUGUUUUCUCCUUUCUUUGGGAAGAAUUAGGAGUUAAAAAAAAGGUUAUGCAGGAUGAUUAUAUGUUCCAAAAAUGGAGCUGUCACCACGAAGAUCCAAGAUAGCUGACCUGAAAGUGUUGCCAUGUUACUAGAGAUAAACCAGUUUGGUUUCCUCUUAUCUGAAUUCAUUAGUAACUUUCAAAAAAAAAAAGAAAAGGUGUUGCCAUGCCCAAAAACUAAUUUAUGGCAUUGGAAUCAGAGCAACAUUCUGGCAUUUUGGCAUAGUUCCAAGGAGCGAGAAUCUAAUUCGGGUGCUGGAUCAUUUGAUUUUGGGGUACAAUCAAUAGAAAUGAAUACUUAGCCGAGGGGACCCUACCUUAACGGAGCAUUUAGAAAAGCAAUCAUCACCAAAGAUUACUUGCCUCCCGUACUCGGUUUAUGUUUGAUUCUUUGCCUCGACAUGAAUCCUCCUACAUGAAGUUCCCUUGAAGUCAUCCUCUUUCGCAAUUGCCUAGCAUCAAAUGCUUCUUAUUUCCCUUGGCCAACUUCCAUUGCCGGUCAUAACUUCAUUCUAGAAUGGCUCAGCAGCAUGUUGAAACCAACCCACAUUUUAUUGGUCCUGAUGAAGAGCUCUCACCAGAGCUACGUGAUCAUCUACCUAAUGCUUUGUUGCGAUCACGACGGGAUCAUGACCAACGUCCAGCGCCGCGUGGUCCACGGGAGAUGCAACCUCCUCAAGACGAACGUCUGCACCCGAGACAUCUUCAGGACCAAGGUCCCCGCCCACUUGGUCCGUCUCCGCCGGCACAACAUCAUGAAGACCAACGUCCCCAACCGCAACAUCGUCAGGGCCAACAGCCCGAGCCACUUGGAAUGUGGGCGCCAAGAGCACGGGUUCAAAGUCCAGCCCCAAAAAAACAGAAACGUAGCAGGACGCGUAAGGAAGUGGUGAAGCAACCACAGGUUCAAGACCAACAUUCUCGUGCGUCAUUGUUACAGCCGCAGGGUGAAAGCACCCAAGGAUCAAUGACACCGAAACCUGAGGGCCAGCAACCCUAUGAACGUCGCCCCCACUCAAGCCUUUUUCUUCCGCGAGUCCGUCGAACCAAACCUGUAACAUGGUUUGCAGCAGCUUUCUGUAUAAUUUUUUGGCUUGCCGUAAUAAUAGGAGGCUUAAUUGUUCUGGUAGUCUAUCUCGUCUUUCGACCACGUAGCCCACGUUUUGAUGUUACUAGCGUCACCCUGAAUGCAGCCUAUCUCGACAUGGGUUAUCUGCUAAAUGCUGAUCUUACCGUGCUUGCAAACUUCACAAAUCCAAACAAGAAGGUGCGCGUGGAUUUCAGUUCCAUGUACCUUGAUCUUUACUUCGAGAAUACACGGAUUGCUACUCAAUACGUCGAACCUUUCUCAGCAGCAAGAGGUCAGUCCAUGUUUGCAAAUAUUCAUAUGGUAACCAGUCAGGUUAGGCUUUCAGUGAAAGAAACUCUGCUGCUUCAAAAGCAGAUUCAGAACAACCGAGUCAUCUUUACAAUCAAGGGGGAGUUUCGAACGCGAUCCAAUUUCGGAAGUGUCUGGAGUUACUCGUAUUGGUUGCACGGUCGUUGUAGCAUCAUGGUGUCCAGCCCUCCCACCGGGGUCUUAAGAGACAAAAGAUGCAGAACCAAACAGUGAGGAUGAAUCAUUUCCAUUGUAAUUAUUUUCUUCUUUUAGUUUUGCUUCAAAACUUAUUAAUAAUAUUAGAAAUUGAUUUUGCACUUGUUUGAAAACAAAACACUUCAAUUUCAUAUAUAUCAUACUCAAUUUUGCAAAUUCAAGAAGAAAUCAACGCCAUUGGUCAACUCUUUUUCUUACUCUCAUCCACAUUUCUUUUUUAAUUCCAUUCUCCAUCUCCCAUACAAUUUAAGACAGAACAUCUUCUACAAGAAUCAGGGGAGAAUGCCUUUCCAACAAAAAACUACAGAAACCCAAGAAUCCUGGUCGGCCCUUUUCUCUAUUAACCAAUAAAAAGCUAACAAAAAACUAUAGAGACCCAAGAAUCCUGGUCCGCCCUUUUCUCUAUUAAAGGAGUCACGCAGAAUUCAUCACCAACCACAUAGCCCUCUUGCCUAAGCCUGGACCACAUACACACAAUUUGAGCAAGCAAAAUAGACAAACCAGUGUUGAAGGAAAAUACACAAAAAAAAAAAAA
Messenger RNA from Theobroma cacao (cacao), 2275 nucleotides. RefSeq lists its product as uncharacterized. Gene Ontology annotation, cellular component: plasma membrane. The record is from RefSeq and is a predicted model, not a curated record. Gene Ontology annotation, biological process: defense response to other organism. NCBI's taxonomy places the organism in Eukaryota, Viridiplantae, Streptophyta, Magnoliopsida, Malvales, Malvaceae.